AGUAGAAGUGAUGGGCAUGCCAUAUCCUUUAGGGCAAGCCAAAGAGAGAUUAUUACAGCUUUUAACAAUUAUCCAAUAUGGAUUCAUAGCUUCUUUAAUCUUUUUUGAUAAACAAAUUAGUCAAAUGAGUGUCUUUUGGAGAACUAAUAUAAGUCCUAGCAAAUUAAAAUAUGGUUUUUUGGGUUAUAUUGCUUUUAAUUUUAUUAUUACUUAACUUUCAUCUUCUGGAGCCUUUGAAAUAUUUGUAAAUGAUUCAUUAAUACAUUCUAAAAUAAGGACAGGUUAAAUGCCAUCUAUGGAUACAUUAUUUAAAAUAAUUAGAGAUAGUCUAUGAUAAAAUGAGAGAAUAAGACCAAUUAUAUAUAAGAAUGAGAG
Messenger RNA from Paramecium sonneborni, 375 nucleotides. The record is from the annotation of a GenBank genome assembly. NCBI's taxonomy places the organism in Eukaryota, Ciliophora, Oligohymenophorea, Peniculida, Parameciidae.